This is a messenger RNA of Monosiga brevicollis MX1, 2136 nucleotides long. RefSeq lists its product as uncharacterized. Bases 1 to 2136 code for a protein of 711 amino acids. The transcript is spliced from 16 exons. The record is from RefSeq and is a predicted model, not a curated record. Gene Ontology annotation, molecular function: dynein heavy chain binding; dynein light chain binding. Gene Ontology annotation, cellular component: cytoplasmic dynein complex. Gene Ontology annotation, biological process: intraciliary transport. Lineage: Eukaryota; Choanoflagellata; Craspedida; Salpingoecidae.
AUGUCGCAAGCGUACGGCUCUGGACUGGGCGGUAGCAGCGCCCGACGGAGCAAACCUCGCACAAACAAACCGACACAGCCCAAGGCAAAGGCCUCCUCAAAACCCUCCUCAAGCUCCUCCUCAAAACCAAGCUCAAAACCAAGCUCAAAAUCUGGAUCGGCCCGCGCCGCAGCAAGGCGCGAUCGCCUGGCCGGUGCCCCUGAACAAGCCGGUCGGCCUCGCCCGGGCCAGGCGCCAAAGCCCGCGGUCGAAGAGGCACCCGCCGAGGAUGCCUACGAGGACGACUUUGAGGAACCCGAUUAUGAGGACGACUUUGAGUCAGCCUCUGAGCCAUCAGACCCCGAAGCGCAAAGCACUGAAUCGGACUCUGAUACCAACACAGAGGCUGCCCCGCCCAGCGCGCGCCCCAGCGCAGCGCCCUCAUCUCCACGCGGCCAACGCCAACUACAGUCACAUGUCGUGCCCGCUCGUAGCUUGCCCACAGUAUCACAAACUGACCCAGAUGAUAUUGACGAGGUGAUGCGUCUUGUGCCAACCACUUCAAUUGCCGUUCUAGCGCAUGUGGUCAAUGCCAUUCGAGCUGAAAAUGCCCGCUCAACAAUAACACGAGGUGGGCUUCGGCCCACGACCUCGGCCUCAGCACGACCCGGCACCAGCCGAGGUCUACGCAUCAGCAACGAGACGCCAACCCGAAGCAGUGCCGUAGCUGCGGCCCACUUGUUGGAUGUACCUGGCGCGGCUUCCCCGCGCAUGCAAUCUCUGCGCUCUGCUUCCCAGCGCAUUCGUCACAACGCUGCACUUGCUCGCACCGCCCGUCGUGCCAAGGCACUCUCGGCAAUGGUCACACUCGAGACCAGCUCCUUCCAACUCCUUGAUAUCGCGCCCUGUAGCGAGUAUGAACUCUACAUUCGCAGCUAUGGCAAGUCUGGACGCCAGCAAGCCGCCACACAAAGUGGCGAACUCAGUCUCGAGCACGAGAUGCAAACAGAGGAGAUUGAAACAUGCACGCGCUGGACGCAGUAUCCGGCUGAUGAUCUGCGUGGGGCGGGUGAGGUGGGUGCUACCACCAGCAGCAAGGUGGACACAGACUCGGAGCAGACCAUCAUCGACGCCCAGCGCCUGAGUGAGCACAACGACCAUGCCCCACGCCAUUCGUUCUUGCUCAAGGCCUCGCGGGUCGUUUUGACCCUGCUGCAAGAGGAUGUCGAUCAAUCCGCUGCUGGUACAGGACAGCAUGAGCGCGGCCAUGGCCAAGCCACCAGCCCCCUUGAAGCCUGUGGCCAUACUACAACACUGGCACCCACUUUUGCCCUGUUGGCUGGUCGACACGUCGUCGCUCUGGAUGCGUGUCGCAGCAAGCCUCAUUUGCUGCUGACGCUGCAUGCCGAGCCCCCACCGGGCACUAAGCGCAGUGCCGACAUGGGCGAAGGGCUGAUUUGCAUCUGGGAUUUGUCCAGCCCGAGCGUCCCUUUGCACGUACUAGUCUCUCAAGACAAGCUGACGUGCUGCAAAUUUGGCAACGAAGCAGCCACAGUAGCUGUCGCUGGCACCAUUGACGGGGCUGUGCUGGCUUGGGAUCUCAAUGAAUCACUGGCACUGCACACGAGUCGCCAUCGCAAAACCCAGAAGUACUCGGUCCGCCACCCCUCCUUUCGAGCCGAUUUUACCACUCAACCGCGUAGCCAUGAAUCUGCUGUCGUGGCCCUUGAGCGCAUCGGCCGGAGCGAAGAUCAUCAGGAGCAGUCCAACUUUCAAUUUGUCUCGCUUGAUGAAGGCCUCUAUGCGCCCAAGGUGGAUGCUGGCGGCUCGAUCACCGAAUUGGGUUUGCGCCCUGGUAGCGCUCUGACCUUGGUCAGUGCUGGCUGGACGCAAGUGCGCCCUCGGAACCAUCGUUUCGCCCAGCAUGCCUUUACCUGCUUGGCAGUCCCCCAAUCCAACCCCAGCCACAUUCUAGCUGGUACCACACAUGGAAGUAUCCUGCGCGCUGUGCGCUUUGGUUCGGCCGUGGCUCCAAGUGAAUUUGUUGCAAACAUCAACCUCUUGGCGAGCUGCCCGGCUUCCUGCACGGCCAUUGACUUUUGCCCCUCGACUCCCAGCUAUUUUCUCGCGGUAUGCCUUGACCUGAACGAGCCUUGA